AGGCAGUGGGCUCCGAGUCAACUAGCAUGACCGCGGGCACCGGGGCAGACAUUGAAUCGUCUGGCUGGACAGCGGGCAUCGGGUCACCAGGCAUCAAGUCAUUUGGCUCGACAGCGUAGCACCGCAUCAUCUGGCAAGGCAGUGGGCUCCGAGUCAACUGGCAUGACCGCGGGCACCGGGGCAGACAUUGAAUCGUCUGGUCCUGGACAGCGGGCAUCGGGUCACCAGGCAUCAGGUCAUUUGGCUCGACAGCGGGCACCGCGUCAUCUGGCAAGGCAGUGGUCUCCGAGUCAACAGGCACGACAGUGGGCACCGGGGUCAUCAGGUAACGGAUUGUCUGGCUCGACAGCGGGUAUGCAAUCGGGUCAUCAGGCAUCAGGUCAUUCGGCUUGCCAGCGGGCACCGCGUCAUCUGGCAAGGCAGUGGGCACCGAGUCACCAGGUA
Messenger RNA from Staurois parvus, 444 nucleotides. NCBI's taxonomy places the organism in Eukaryota, Metazoa, Chordata, Amphibia, Anura, Ranidae. The record is from the annotation of a GenBank genome assembly.